CGCAAUGGCUGCCUAACGUUGUGUUUACUCUUCUAUUCCGAACUGCCCGUUGUCGCCUCCGAAUGGACACGGACGUGUUCUGUAUUCAGUCAAAAACGGGUAAAAUCGGCGUCAAUUUUAAGUGUACUCCUUUAAGAUUCCAUUUUUGUUUCCACUAAGUCGUCGUCAGAGAAAAGUUCGACGUUAGCCGUUAGCUAAGCAGCUCCGGGCCACAAUGGAAGGCAGCGCCAGUGUGAGGAGAGCACUGUCCGGGACCCUCGUCCCCGCGGCUGUCACCACCGUCGCCCUGAGACAAGAGCCUCAAGAGACGGACGCUGGGAAGCCCAAGAGAAAUGUUCUCAUCGAAGAGGAUUAUAUUGAGAGCUUGGAGAAGAUCAUUCAGAGGGACUUCUUUCCAGAUGUAACAAAACUACAGGCCCAGAAGGACUACCUUGAUGCGGAGGAAAGUGGAGACUUGGAGAGGAUGAGAGAGAUAUCUAUUCGUUAUGGGAAUUCUUUGUCGAAAAACACACCGCGAUCCUCCGCACCCUACGUGACGCCAGCUAGCUUUGAAACACCAGUGGGCAACGUCGGAUCUCCAACCAUGUCUCAGACCAGUAGAGGUGUGGACGGUGAAAGCACUAUGGCUGACAAGAGAGAGGAAAACCAGCUACCCUCGCUGGAUCGCUUCCUUGCCAAAAAUACCAGCGAAGAUAACGCGUCAUUUGAACAGAUAAUGGACCUGGCAGAGGAUAAGGAGAAGAUGAAGCACUCUUGGUUGUAUGAAGCUGAAGCAGAAUUCAAAGAGCGUCAUGAGCAGAAUCUGGCCUUACCGCCGACAGAGAAGGCCGCGCUUGAAUGUGUCAAAGCCGGGCUGGAGACGUGGGAAUAUAAAGCCAAGAAUGCCCUGAUGUAUUAUCCAGAGGGUGUCAAAGAUGACGACGCCCUCUUUAAGAAACCACGGGAGGUGGUUCACAAGAACACACGUUUCAUGGGAGAUCCGUUUAGCAAAGCUCUGAAUAAAAGCCAGAUUAAGGAAGCGGCAGCACUCAAUGCACAGUUCAAGCAGGGCAAAGUUGGUCCAGACGGGAAAGAGCUGAUCCCACACGAUUCCCCGUCAGUGAAUGGUUACGGCUUUGAAAGAACGCCCUCCCCUGCACCUGGUGUGGCCGAGUCGCCUCUGAUGACAUGGGGUGAAAUAGAAAGCACGCCUUUUCGCCUGGAUGGAUCCGACACCCCGUAUGCCGAAAGGAACCACGGCCCAUCCUUUAAGAUCCCAGAACCAGGGAGAAGAGAGCGACUGGGUUUAAAGAUGGCCAACGAAGCGGCUGCCAAAAAUCGCGCCAAAAAGCAGGAGGCGUUGCGAAAGGUCACAGAGAACCUGGCCAGUCUAACACCGAAAGGCUUGAGCCCGGCGCUCACCCCUGCCCUGCAGAGGCUGGUCAACCGGACGUCCAACAAGUACACGGACAAAGCGCUACGAGCCAGCUACACGCCGUCGCCCUCGCACACAAUCGCCGGCUGCAAGUCCCCCUUCGGUGGUCCGGCCACUCCCACUGGGACGCCCACGCCGGACAAAACCAAGACGCCGAGCGCACAGGACCUUUCGUCACUCACAGACAAUCUGUUGCAGCUUCCCAAGAGGCGGAAAGCGUCAGACUUUUUCUAAAAAAGUUUAAAUGGACAUUUGUUGACAGUUAAAGGUUCGUUAUUUUGCAGCAAGACUGGAAAUCAUGUAUUUAUUUUUCAGUUUAUUUUGUGGCAGAGGGGUUAGUGCGUGUGCCUCACAAUACGAAAGGUCUUGGGUUUGAUCCUGCGCUCGGGAUCUUUCUGUGUGGAGUUUGCAUGUUCUCGCCGUGACUGCGUGGCUUCCCUCCGGGUACUGCAGCUUCCUCUCACCUCCAAAAACAUGCACCUGGGGAUAGGUUGAUUGGCAACACUAAAUUGGCCCUAGUGUGUGAAUGUGAGUGUGAAUGUUGUCUGUCUAUCUGUGUUGGCCUUGUGAUGAGGUGGCGACUUGUCCAGGGUGUACCCCGCCUUACGCCCGAGUGCAGCUGAGAUAGGUUCCAGCACCCCCGCGACCCCGAACUGGACAAGCGGUUGAAAAUGGAUGGAUGGAUGGUUGUUAAUUUUUCAUAUAGUGACCCAUUAAACAAUAGAUUCAGCUCUGCCAGAGAGGUACACACAUGUUUCUCUUAUAUGUAAAUUAACCUUCUAUGUUUCCUUACAUUAUUAAAAAAACAAAAACAUGUUCCACAUUAAGUGUCUCUAAUAGCUUUUCAUAGUGUUUUGAAAGUGCAUGUUUU
Molecule: messenger RNA, 2285 nt
Organism: Entelurus aequoreus (snake pipefish)
Lineage: Eukaryota; Metazoa; Chordata; Actinopteri; Syngnathiformes; Syngnathidae
Product: splicing factor ESS-2 homolog
Exons: 10
Coding region: 215-1648 (477 amino acids)
Cellular component (GO): catalytic step 2 spliceosome
Source: RefSeq, a predicted model, not a curated record